Molecule: messenger RNA, 2199 nt
Organism: Diplodia corticola
Lineage: Eukaryota; Fungi; Ascomycota; Dothideomycetes; Botryosphaeriales; Botryosphaeriaceae
Exons: 1
Coding region: 1-2199 (732 amino acids)
Source: RefSeq, a predicted model, not a curated record
AUGGCUACUCGCGGAGGCCGAUCGGCAAAGCCAAAUCAGUUCUGUCAGCGCUGCAAUGAGCUUCUUCAAAAAGCUCAGACGAUUUUCGACGACUCGUCCCGGUUCGAGUGCAAGCAUUGGCCAGACAUCAAUGCUCUUUCCGAGUCGGCGCGCAAAGGCUGCCACCUUUGCUCCAUGUUCGUCGACAACAUAUCGGACCGAACGCGAGAAGAUUGGAAAAACGACCCUCAGCCGUUGCGCGCAGUUGUGAGGCAGGGUCAGGAAGAGCGGAGUCCCGAGUGCAUGCAACUCGAUUUAACGUUGGGCAAGUCCGCUUGGGACACAUACCCCAUUUCGUUGCACCGCCACCAGAGGACUGCGACAUCAAGCAAGCUGAGAUGCGCAAGCAUCAUCGAGAAGAAAGAUGUCUACCAGGAGGAGAACGAGCUUGCAAUGGCACUGAUGACUGGAGCCCGCCCGGCAUACGCAACAAUCAAGAAAUGGUUGCAGACGUGCCAAUCAGGCCAUGACGAUUGCAAAAUGGCCCAGAGUAACAAGAGCGGAAGACCAACUCGCCUCUUAGAUCUCGACGCGUUCAGGAAGUCAGCGGACAUCAAAUUGGUCAAUGGAACCGAUACUGGUACCAGCCAGUACGUCACGCUGAGCUACUGCUGGGGUGGAGUCAACCCCGUCACGCUGCGAACAACGAACAUCAACGAUUUCCGUGUUCGCAUUCCAUGGAGCACGCUUCCUCAAACGAUGAAGGAUGCCGUGACUGUAUGCCGGAAUCUCGCCGUGCGGUACCUCUGGAUCGACGCGCUUUGCAUCAUUCAGGGCGCUGAUGGUGAUUUCAGCACCGAAGCACCGCGGAUGGAGGCUGUCUACGCUGAUUCGGCAUUUACCGUGGCAGCCGCGUUCUCCAACAACAGUGAAGGAGGCUGUUUCCGCAGUGUUUCGCCAUUACAGCGGAGCGACUGCCUCGUUUCACAGGACAGCAAGUACACUGUAUUGCUCAAGUACACUGUAUUGCUCAAGGCGCGGGUGUCCUGCACGGCUUUUGACAACAUCCCGGGCUAUUGCCCGCUGGAUUCCCGUGGCUGGGUCUAUCAGGAGCGCAUGCUGUCUCCUCGCACCUUGUUUUUUGGCAAGGAUGAGAUCCACUGGGAGUGCAGAAAAGGCGUCAUUUGCGCUUAUGAACCCGAUUUUCAGAAGCCACACUUCCCGCCUUGGCUCAACUACACCCCGGUCAAGCAUAACUAUAUCAGGAUUCGCUCACUGGAGACGAAACCGCACUCGGCGGAUGCGAUAAAGCAGUUUCAACGCUUGUGGGUCAGCGUGAUCGAAGCCUACUCCCGGACCAAUCUCAGCUUUGCUCAAGACAAGCUCGCAGCAAUCGCCGGACUCGCGUCCAUAGCUCAGCAGAAACUGGCCAUUGAAGCGUCAUUCGGGCUCUGGCUCCCAUUUAUUCUGGAUGACCUGCUUUGGGAGGUCGAACCACAGCAACCAGAGCAGAAGGACUGGAAAGAAGAGCCGACUGAGAACCGCAACUGGGUCGCUGUCUCUUUGACUGGAAUCCCCAGCUGGUCAUGGGCAAGCACAAACGCCAACAUCUCGUUCAUCCAUGAGCCAGGGCCCAAAACUGGAAGACCGAUUGGUGAUGUUGAGAAGCUAUAUGUGGCGACGGUUACGGCGUCUCCCCCGCCAACAAUGUUCAUUGGGCUUGACACGCUUGUGUCGCAGCAUUCCACGCCGCCGGCAGUACGAAUUCGAGGUCAUCUUUCAAAGUGCCGCGCGACCCCAUACCAGGCCAGAUUUGGUCUCUGCGGCUUCGACCUCCAGCCCGACAGACCAAUCUCCGAAGCCGAGCGUCCCAAACAUUACGCGCCAUACAAGCGUGAAAAUUUACAGACGCACAGCUUCGCAAAGCACUUCAACAACGUCGUCCAACGAGGAAGGUUCAACUGUGUUUUCCAGCCAGAUCUUCCCGUUACCAAGCCGACAGACGACCUCAUGUGCGUCUUGAUUCAACGCAUCCGCUACAAGCCAUACGAUCAACCUGUUACUGUUCGGGAUGUUGGCCUCGUUGUGCAGCCCACUGGUGCGAAGAGAACUCAAUAUCGCAGAGUGGGCAUCUAUACCGAGGAGCGAUCUUACCGGGAUCCGCUUUCCAGUUUCAUGUUUCUGGGUUCCAAAGAUGAGAAAGAAGUAGAGAUUGUCUAG